Messenger RNA from Drosophila grimshawi, 1038 nucleotides. Its product is annotated as lipase member H-A. Bases 1 to 1038 code for a protein of 345 amino acids. Lineage: Eukaryota; Metazoa; Arthropoda; Insecta; Diptera; Drosophilidae. The transcript is spliced from 6 exons. Gene Ontology annotation, molecular function: lipase activity. The record is from RefSeq and is a predicted model, not a curated record.
AUGAAAUGUAUAAUUGCGAUAUGCUUGCUAACGCUAGUACCCAAAGAUACGCAAACGUUGCUGCUUAAUCAAAUGGAUUGGAAAAAUCUGCUCAAGAGUGGAGCCUUGGAUUUAAAUGUUUUGCGGUGCUUUAUGCGGGAUAAAAACUUCUGCCCCAGUCCCUACAUUCAGCAUCGUCUCUAUGCACCCAAUGGUCCGCGCAAUGGGCUGCCACUGAGUAUCCAUAAUCCGUUGACCCUGUACAAGGGCGGUUUCAGCAAACAGCGCGAGACGGUAUUCAUAGUGCAUGGCUUCAAUGGUACUGCCAUCGACAUCCACCUACAAUUUCUGCGGGAUGCAUAUUUGACGCGUGACUUUAAUGUGAUAACUGUGGACUGGCGACCAUUGAGUCGAUAUCCUUGCUACCUGCACGCGUUGAUCAAUACCCGUUUGACGGCUCAGUGUUCGGCUCAGGUGUAUUCCUUUCUGACGCACUAUGGUGCCACAAGGGAGAAGAUCACUUGCGUUGGACACUCACUGGGCGCUCAUAUCUGUGGCAUGAUUAGUAAUCAUUUGACCAAGAAACAGUAUCGCAUCAUUGGGCUCGAUCCGGCGCGUCCCUUGAUCGAGCGCAAGAAGAGCAAUCUAUUUCGUUUGUCCCUGGAUGAUGCGAGCGUCAUUCAGGUGCUCCACACAAAUGCCGGCUAUCUCGGCCAAGAAGAUAAUACUGGCCAUCUCAAUUAUUGUGUAAAUGGCGGUCGCAUUCAGCCAUACUGUAAAGGAAAUCCGAUUAGACGCUAUCGCUGUUCGCACUUUCUGAGCAUUUGUUAUUUGGCCAUGGCCACCUCGAAGCUCUCCAAAUUUGUGGGCAUACCCUGUCCAAAUGGAUGUGUCAACUUGUCAGGACCAAAACGUUUGCCAGUUAAUGGUAAAAUGAAUCCGUUAACGUUUGUUUCAAUGCUGCGGGACUAUAAAAUUGGCAACGAUGCUCCAGACGAAGCUCGGGGCUGCGUUUGCAUUGAUGUACCCUACGCUAAGAACUGUCCGUUCACGGAAUAG